AUGGUGAAAGUUAAAGAAUUGGAACAAUAUAUGGCUCAAGGUUUAGCAGAAUGUUUUGCUACAUUUAUGUUGAUAUUAAUUGGUGAAGGAGCUAUUGCUCAAUAUAAACUGUCACAUCAAGCAAAUCAUUCAACAAUCACUAUUAAUCUUUCAUUUGGCAUUGGUGUUUAUACAGCAUUGAUGAUUGCUGGACCAAUUAGUGGUGCGCAUUUAAAUCCUGCUGUCAGUAUUUCCUUAUUAACAGUUCGUAAAUUGAAACCAGUUCAAUGUGUUAUUUAUAUCAUUAGUCAAUUAAUAGGAGCAUUUUUUGGUGCUCUUGUUGUUUAUUAUCUUUAUUUUGGUUUAUUUAAUAAAUUUGAUGGUGGUGAAAGAGAAAUGUUAGGUACAAACGGUACAGCUGAUAUUUUCUUUACAAUGCCAGCAGACGGUGUAGAACAUUGGAAUUCAUUUUUUGAUCAAGUUGUUGGUACUGCUGUUUUAAUGAUUUUUAUUAUGGCUUUAAUAAGUAAUUCUAAUUUUAUGAUAUCGGAAGUCGCUAAACCAUUUGCAUUUGUUCUUAUUAUUGUUGGUAUUACUUCAGCAUUUGCAGGUAAUGCUGGUGCGGCAAUUAAUCCUGCUCGUGAUUUUGGUCCUCGUUUAUUUGCUGCUUUUAUUUAUGGUUGGGAAAAUGUAUUUUCAGUAAAUAGAUGUUUCUUUUGGAUUCCAAUUAUUGGUCCAAUUGUUGGAGCUAUUAUUGGUGUUUGGCUAUAUGUAGGUUAUGAAGCAUUUAUAAAACGUUAUGGACAUUUCUCUACGAUUGCAAAGACUGGCUCCAUUGAAAUUCAUCCAAAGAUAAAAUCGAUCGAUGAUGAUGAUCAUCAAGCAAUGAUUUCACAUGAACUUACAACUAUUCGUAGUUAA
Adineta steineri is the source of this 900-nucleotide messenger RNA. NCBI's taxonomy places the organism in Eukaryota, Metazoa, Rotifera, Eurotatoria, Adinetida, Adinetidae. The record is from the annotation of a GenBank genome assembly.